AUGGGCGCCGGUGGGGGCUCCAUGGGCCGCACUUCAACUGUAAAAGAGCUGCAUGUGGCUCGCGAGCUGUGUAUCCGGGAUUUGCUGAGGUUUAAGGAAGAAGUAACAAAGGAGCGAGACCAGCUCUUGUCAGAGGUUGUGAAGUUACGUGAAAAUCUAAUCCAAGCUACAGAGCAACAGCAAGAAACAGAGAGGGCAAAAAAUGAGGCGGAACAAAGCAUUGCUCAGUUCCAGCAGGAAAUCCAGAUGCGUCAGAAUGAGGCAUCCCGGGAGUCUCGAAAGAAGGACAAACUGGAGAAGGAGCUUAAACACAUUCAAGUGGAAAUGGACAACAAGCAGAGUGAAAUAAAGGCACUGCAGCAACAUGUGCUGAAGAACAAAGAGGAGCUCCUAAAACUGGAACAGCAGCUCAAGGAACAGAAGAUCCUGAAUGAAAGAGCUGCCAAAGAACUUGAGCAAUUUCAGACGAGAAACUCUAAACUCCAGCAAGAGAACGAGCAGCACAGCAUGGCCUUUGAACAAAUAACACAGGAGAACCAGCAGAAAACAGUGGAGCUGAAAAUGAGGGAGGACGAGGUGACUCAGAUGCGUCAUGAAAUUUCAAAACUCUCCAAGGUAAGAGAAGUUAUCCAGAGAAAACUGCGUGUUGCAGAGGAACAAAAAGUUGAAGCAGAAUACCAGAGGGAUACCCUAAAAAACCAAAUCUCUGGACUAGAGAGAGAGUUGGAGAUUGCUAAAAGACAGGUAGAAAUUGAUAAGAAAGCCAUAGAUGAGCUGGUGAGAGAAAGGGACAUAUUAAACAAGAACUUGCUUAAGGCUGCCAGUGUCACUCAAAAGCAGCUGAACCUGGUGAAGCUCCAUGAACAGUCCAAGAGGAACUUGGAAGAAGAAAUUCAGAACUAUAAGGAUGAGGCUCAAAAGCAGAGGAAGAUCAUCUACCAGCUAGAAAAAGAGAGAGACCGUUAUAUCAAUGAAGCUAGUGAACUCACCCAGAAGGUCCUCCAGCACAUGGAAGAUAUCAAAGUGCGGGAAAUGCAGAUCUUUGACUACAAGAAGAAGAUAGCAGAGGCUGAGACUAAAUUAAAACAGCAACAGAAUCUGUAUGAAGCCGUGAGAUCAGACAGGAACCUAUACAGUAAAAAUCUGAUUGAAGCUCAGGACGAGAUCACUGAAAUGAAGAAAAAACUGAAGAUCAUGACACAUCAGGUUGAUCAGCUUAAAGAAGAGAUCACAGCCAAAGAGGCCACUCUUGUGAAAGUACAUAUGGAACAUCAACGCAUAGAAAAGGAAAAGGAAGCUCUGAAGGCUGAGCUGCUUAAAAUGAAACAACAAGCCCUGGAGACCAAACACUUUAUUGAAAAGCAGGAGGCAGAAGAGAGAAAACUCCUGAAAAUUAUUGCUGAGGCUGAUGCCGAGAGGCUGAGGCAGAAGAAGGAAUUAGACCAGGUUAUCAGCGAGAGAGACAUCCUGGGGUCGCAGCUUGUUCGGCGCAAUGACGAAUUAGCUCUGCUUUAUGAAAAGAUCAAAAUCCAGCAGUCCAUCCUAAACAAGGGGGAGACCCAGUACCGGCAGAGAAUGGAAGACAUUCGACUCCUCAAGCUGGAGAUCAAGAAACUUCGGCGGGAGAAGGGAAUACUUUGCAAGAGCGUGGCUAAUGUGGAGGAACUCAGGCAGGAGGUUUAUCACAUGCAGAAGGAGCUACUGAAGGAACGAACUCGAUGCAGAGCCCUAGAGGAGGAGCUGGAGAACCCCAUGAAUGUUCACAGAUGGAGAAAAUUGGAGGCCAGUGACCCGAGUACCUAUGAACUGAUACAGAAGAUACACACACUACAGAAACGGCUCAUCAGUAAGACAGAAGAAGUGGUUGAGAAAGAAUUGCUUCUUCAGGAAAAGGAAAAGCUGUAUGUAGAGCUGAAGCACAUCUUGGCCCGGCAGCCUGGGCCCGAAGCGGCAGAACAGUUGCAGCUCUACCGACACACACUCCGAGAGAAGACCAAGCAACUGAAAGUUUUGUCUUCAGAACUGAACAUGUAUGAGUCACAGAGUCAAGAGUACAAGUAUGAAAUAGAGAGACUCGGCAAUGAACUCCUGAAUGUGAAGAAGAAAUACCUAACCCAGAAACGCAAGGAACAGCAGACCAAGGAUAAGGAGCGAGUGUUGGCUAACAUGGAGCAGGAGUAUCCAACGCAGAGAAUGGACGUUCCUCGUUUCACUGGGGGAGGCUUUGCUCUCACCAAGCAGCCGCCCAAGGUUAUGGCCUAAACUGGAGUCAUCUCAUCAUGUCCCACUUUUCCUGCUGAACUAAAUCCGUUCUUGGGUGUUUCAGAGAAUGGUUUUAGAGUAACUCAUAUCAAAUAUUCUCUUUGCUAUCACUGCAUUGUUAUCAUAAAAGAAGCUUAUUCUAGAGCGGCCAGUGUUGUAAUUUACACACUCUGGGCUAAAUUCCACCCUUGAUGGCACCAGCAUUACCACAUGUCCAUGGAGCUGCACAGCUGGGACAUAUGCUGAUAUUUCUUCCUUAUUACUGUGACUUUUUAUUUAGAAUUGUAACACCCAAAAUACUUUAAUAUGCGCAACUAUAUACCCUCUAUCUACCUCCACCCCAAACACAUUCUGUUUAUCCAUCAAUUUAAAUCUACGAAUAGGAAGGAGAAAAACAGAAAAGAAGGAAAAAGGAAUAACAAGAAGCUCCAUGGCCUAUUUUAAGCAAAUACAGAGUUGACAACUCUUUGCUCAGAUGUUCACAUGAGACAGUUUUUUGUGCAUGAGUAAUAUCGCUUGGUUUAUUCAAUAUUUGCUACAGCCAUUAUUAAGAUCAAGGGAGUUUCUGGCCACAGUACACCUACCCACUGUCCAUUGUUAAGGGAUGCAAUUCUGCAUACUGGAUGUGGAUACUAAGUGACAUAAUUAUGUCUGUUCAACUAGGCAGUCUGUCUACUCUGUCUGGAACCUACCAUCCUCCAUAAAUUUUCUUGUGAAGCUGAACUCAAAACAUGGCAAACUUUGCACUUUAAUUUCUAUUAAGAGAAAGAUCCUGGAACAUUUUUGUAACUUUAAAAAAUUGUUUUUGCAAUGCAGCGUGAGCCCUCCAAUCUUUUCGGCCAAAAGAGAUUUAAUUACCAAGUGAUAUGACAAAAUCACUGCGAGAGGAGCUGAAGUAGAGAAAACUCUCAAGCAAUAAAAUAAAAUGUUUUGAAACUGAUUUCUAUAUGGAAUGCUCUCUCUUUGGACUAGU
Messenger RNA from Trachemys scripta elegans, 3235 nucleotides. RefSeq names its product cilia and flagella associated protein 58 (gene CFAP58). Gene Ontology annotation, cellular component: cytoskeleton. Bases 1 to 2262 code for a protein of 753 amino acids. The record is from RefSeq and is a predicted model, not a curated record. The transcript has 16 exons. Lineage: Eukaryota; Metazoa; Chordata; Testudines; Emydidae.